Synchiropus splendidus (mandarinfish) is the source of this 5029-nucleotide messenger RNA. RefSeq names its product zinc finger protein 407 (gene znf407). The coding region runs from base 119 to 4408 and encodes 1429 amino acids. The record is from RefSeq and is a predicted model, not a curated record. Lineage: Eukaryota; Metazoa; Chordata; Actinopteri; Syngnathiformes; Callionymidae. Gene Ontology annotation, biological process: regulation of gene expression. The transcript has 10 exons. Gene Ontology annotation, cellular component: nucleus. Gene Ontology annotation, molecular function: nucleic acid binding; zinc ion binding.
CGCGCCAUUUGUGUCUAGCAGCAAAAGCGCGGACCGUGGAAACAUUCGUAAAAACAGAGGCUUGUGAGCCACUCCAUUAUAGCCAUCUUAUACAGUGCAAAGUAAUUCAAGACAUGCUAUGGAUGACACGCUGAAGCCAAAUGAAGAAAUGGACACCAUACCAGAAAAAGGCACAGAUCUAAGUGAGCAGCAAGAUCAUGAAGCUAUGGAGGAAUCAAUAGCAGAUACUCAAAUAGCAUCUCCCAAGUCUGAAAAUGUGGAAGAAGACCAAGAUGAGGAGCAGCCACCAGAUUCCAUGACAAAGAUUCUCACCUGCACUGCCUGUGGUUUUGUAGCGAAGUCAGAGAGAUCACUGAAGAUUCACUCUGUCAAGAAGCACCGUAAGGUCAGUGAGGAGAUGGAUCCUACUGUAGAUAUAGAUGCUGUCAGCAAAGCUGAACUGCUCCCCAAAAAACAGUCACGCCUUGGGGUUGACCAAGGUGAGCCUGUUGUAAUCUUGAAGAAAUGUGACGUGGCAUCCAACAAGCUGACACAUCAAGAGGAAGCCGGUACACCAGAGAGAAGAAUCAGCAAGCGCACACCCAAACCGAAGGUGUUCCAUUCCUGUAACUACUGUGGGCAAGAGUUUCGGGACAAAGCUCCCUUAGAUGUUCAUGUCCAGAGAUACCAUAGCAAAGACACCCAAUUGACAUUUGAUACUGAUGAGGACAUGAAGGAGGAUGAAGAUGAAACAGAGGAUUCUGCGAGCACUGUGGGGGUCCCAACAAAAGUAGCUUCCAAGCGACCACACAGCAGCUUCCAGCUGAAAUGUGACAACUGCGAGGUCACAGUCAGCUCCCUGGCACUACUAGAAAACCAUGUUCAAGUUCACCACCCAGAUAUUGACUGGCAUCGUUGCAAACUAUGUAACUUUUUCACAGCAACAGCUGGCUGGAUGAAAAGACACUUGUCGUCAGAGAGCCACAAGCUGCAGCUCAAUAAGGAUCCACAGCCAAAGUCUCUUGAGUUUGAGGAAUCUGUGGAAAGGGUUAGCAGAAGCAGCGCUGGCGAGGUUGUCCUUAUGUCUCAUGGGGCUUCUCCUGAUGUGACGCGUGCAAAUGCUAUGUCGGAGAAAGAUGUUGACUCUGAAGAAGCGCUGAAUGCCAGUCUGGCUGAAAAUGAUGAAGUGGAAAAUGAACCUCCUAAAAAGAAGCAGGGAAGACCAAAACACGAGUCCACGAACACUUGUGAGUUCUGUGGCUUAGUUGUGUCCACCGCAGCUAACCUCAGUGUCCAUGUUCGUCGUAAACACAGCAAGCAGUAUGCUUAUACCUGCAAUCUGUGCAGCUACAACUGUGUGACCAAAGGAGACAUGGAUCGCCACUGUGUCACAAGAAAACAUCUCAAACGGACAGAGAUUAAUCAGAGAUCAAAUGUCAAUCCUGCUAGUAAACAACAUACAUUUAUCUCAGUCCCUGCAACGACGGCCUCACCAGUCCACGAAGCAAAUGCUGUGAUUACAACAGUCAAGGAUGAGCAGAAGUCUGAAAGUUCUGAUUCCAAACAACAAAGUGGUGUGGAACAAACUUCGUCCGACACAAAUCAGCAAAUGUUUGAAUUUGAAAGUGCUCAUCCUUGCAGCCAAUGUGAAUUUGUUGCUCAGACAAUGGCCUCUCUUGAUUUACACGUCAAAAGAAAGCACACCAACGAGUUUGAGUAUGUUUGUUUAGCUUGCAGCUAUUAUGCGGUAACAAGCCGUGACAUGGUUCGCCAUGCCAACACAGAGAAGCACAAGCAGAAAAGAGACGUGUACAUGGACACCCAAGAGGGUAAAAACUCCAGAGCCAAUCAGCUGCCCACAAAGCCAGACAAACUACAAACUGACAGUCUUGUCUCGGAAGGAGAAGUCAAAGGUGAUGCAGAUGCAAACCAAAAGGAAGAUGGGCAGCAUAUUUCAAGUCCAUCUGGUCCCAUAGAAUUUGGUGGACAUGGGAGUAGUGUCACUGAAGAUGUGGAUGAUGACAAUACAGGGGAAAUCAUCACAGUAACAGUAGGUGCUGAACCAGACUCUCAUCCAGAAACCUCCCAGCCAGAUGAGUCAGAAUUGACCCAAAAUCCCACAGAAGAUCUAAUUGUGUCAACGCCGGAACAGCAAAACCAAAAAGAACAGGAGAAAGAUCCAGUUGUGCAGCCUAUGAAAGCAAGUGUGAAACACAUGUCAAGUGCCCCCCCAUUUGAUGCUUGCAUUGUAUCUGCUAAGUCUCUUUCGGAAAAACAAGCAGAGGAAAUGCCUCAAGAUAUGACUCUUCAAUCUAAAACUACAGUUCACUUUCCUGGUGAAUCCACCUCCAGCUUUGGACAUAAUUAUCCACAUGUUAAGAAGCUCAAUCCUAAAGAAGCGGAGGCUCGAGGAGAUGCCUCUUCAAGCAGCACUCGAAUUCGAUGUGAAGACUGUGGAUUCAUGGCUGAUGGAAUUAACGGUCUAAAUGUUCACAUAUCAAUGAAGCACGCCUCAAAGGAGAAACACUUCCACUGUUUGGUUUGUGGCAAGUCUUUUUAUACAGAGAACAACUUGCACCAGCACCUCAACAGUGCUGCGCACCUUAGAAUUGAAAAGAACUGCGUUGAGGAGCUGCCAGAUGGGGGUGCAAACUUUAAGUGCAUGAAGUGCACAGCUCGUCUGGAUUCGGAGCAAGACCUCUUCCUCCACAUCAAGGAGAAGCAUGUGGAGCUAUUGAGGGAAGUCAACAAGUAUGUCCUGGAGGAUACAGAGCUGAUAAACCGUGAGAGGGAAGAGAACCAGGGCAGUGUUUGCAAAUAUUGUGGCAAGGUGUGCAAGAGCAGCAACUCCAUGGCCUUUCUGGCACAUAUUCGCACGCAUACAGGUUCCAAGCCCUUCAUGUGUAAGAUCUGCAACUUUGCAUCUGCUCAGCUGGGUGAUGCCAGGAACCAUGUAAAGAGACAUCUUGGAAUGAGAGAGUACAAGUGUGAUAUCUGUGGAUGGGCCUUCGUGAUGAAGAAACAUCUUAGCACCCACAUGUUGGGAAAACAUGGAAUUGGACAACCAAAAGAAAGGAAGUUCGAGUGCGACUUGUGUGACCGCUUGUUCAGUGAAAAAUGGGCCCUGAACAACCACAUGAAACUGCACAGCGGAGAGAAGCCAUAUAAAUGUCCGUGGCCAUCGUGUUACUACUCCUUCCUUAACCAGUCAGCCAUGAAAGAUCACCACCGGACCCAUACUGGUGAAAAGUCCUAUCUGUGUGACCUUUGUGGUUUCGCGGGGGGCACGAAACACGCUCUGACCAAACACAGACGCCAGCACACAGGAGAGAGGCCCUUCAAAUGUACCCUCUGCAAAUUUGCUUCCACCACACAGUCCCACCUAUCAAGACAUAAACGUGUGCACACUGGGGAGAAACCAUACCGCUGCCCCUGGUGCGACUACAGGUCGAACUGCGCCGAGAACAUCCGCAAACAUAUUCUCCACACAGGAAAGCAUGAAGGAGUGAAGAUGUACAAUUGUCCGAAAUGUGUCUUUGCCACCAAUUCACCCGUGGAAUUCCGUAACCACCUGAAGGAGAGCCACCCAGACAUUGAGAACCCAGAUCUUGCAUACCUACAUGCAGGUAUCGUGUCCAAGGCCUUCGACUGUCGUCUGCGGGGUCAGGGGGCCUCAUUUGUGGAAACGGAGACCUUGACUUCGCCACCCCGUCCGCCCACAUCUGCACAAGAAGACUCCAUCCAGCAAGUCAUUAUCAUCCAGGGGUAUGAAGAGGGAGAAGUGGCUCAAACCCUGGAAGAGUCUGCUGCUGCCACGCUGCAGACCCUGGCCAUGGCUGGUCAGGUGGCCGAGGUGCUGCAUAUCACUGAGGAUGGGCAUGUCAUCACCUCAGGCGCAGAAGUUCCAGCCGCGGCGGCGGCUCACCUGGCCGGUACAAGCACAGAAUAUGUGGUGUUGGAUUCGCAGGAUGCCCAGGAGAAGCUGAAAGGCCUGACUAGGAGAGCCACGGCGGGACAAAGUCAUCCACCCUCAGAGUCGUCCACAGCUCUGGACGCUCUCCUCAAUGCUGUCAGCGAGAUCGGCCACCAGGAGGAGAUCCGGGAAGAGGAGGAGGUCAUCCCUGAGAUGCUGACUCCUGAGGUGGAGGUCUCCACGCAGAAAGAAUUGCAGCCAAAGGUCAUGAAAGCCAAGGAGGCAGCGCCUGAGAGCAGUCAGGAGGACAUACAGGAGGUGCUGAAGCUGGCGGCCUCUCAGAUGAUGAAGGACGGGCUCACCCAGGUCAUCGUCAAUGACAAGGGGACCCACUACAUCGUGACGGAGCUCCAGCUGGAGGAAGGAGUGUUCCGGGAGGCUGCAGUCGGUGAUGGAGGACAGCCACAGGUGGAGCAGCAGGAGACUGAGGAGAUGGUGGUUUAUCUGCAGGGGUAGUUUUGGCUACCUUCAUUUUCAGGUUCAUCUUUGAUUUGAGUCGUCCCAUUCGUUUUUCUAGUUUAGUUUGACCAUAUUUUUCCGUCUAUUUUACCUGAUUUAUCUGGUGCCGAUGACUUUCUUUUGCAUUCUCACUGUUCAUUUCCUGUGCUAUAUUAUUCAUGUGGCUCCUUGGAAAGUCUUUAUUCAUGAGUUUUAACUUUUCCUCCGCUUCUGCUUUGAUCAAAUGACAACUCAUGUUGCUUUUAAAAAUCCCCUUGCUCGACUAAGAGUGAUGAAUGAUCUUGCAUAGGUUGACUUUUUUGGUGGGUGCCAAACGGAACCAGGUUUUGAUUCAGAAUUUCCGAGGAAGUCACCUCCAGGAAGUUUGAUGGAAAUGAUCUGAUGGAUUCAGCGAAGCGGCUGGAUCGGCGAUGGAUUGUGAUCUAUUGAUAUAUGUUUCUUUUUUUUCUCUCCUUUUGUUUCAUGUGGCAAUUGUGUCUUAAUGUUCUUUGCCUCUGUGACCUGGAGCCUCAUCCACGUUCUGGUCCAGUCAUAGAGGACAAAGUCAUUACUUGUUUGAUGAUCCUUCCGCUUUUCAUUGUAAAUGUCUUUUAGUUUCUGGCAAUAAAGGUUUGGCCA